UCACAUGAUACAAGUAUGACUGCAGCGGGGUCUGCCCUGAAACUCCCUCCCCCUGUGCAGUGCAUAACAUUUGCAGCUUUCUCGCUUGGUAAGCAAGGAGAAGGGCAGAAUGAUAUCCAACUAAUUGCUUUUACGGCCUUAGAAAUAUGAAAGAGAAACUUGCUGCAUUUUUAAAUCCUUUUUUGCCAGGACUAUCUUUGCAGGACAGCAAGAUGGAAGAUGAUGAAACCAGUGCAUUGCUACCAAAGGCGGACAAAGUGGACAUAUUUUGCCCCUCUAAUGCACAGGGCUCCCUGCUGAACCCCAGCAGAGAAAGAGAAUCAUGGCAUCUUAGGAAACAGACAAGAAAAUGGCACCUCUGCCCCUCUUCCCAUCACCCCCUGGAUUCUCUUAGCCACUGUGUUAAAUACUUGACCUUUGUUUGGAAUCUGGCCUUCUCCAUUACAGGAUUGCUCAUUUUGGCCAUCGGGAUCUGGGGUCUCUCCGACAAAGAGUCACUGGCAAGUGAGCGGAUCACUUAUUUGGGCAGCGACCCCAUGCUCUUUUUUGUAUUAGCGGGUCUUGUAGCCAGCACGAUCUCUCUCUUGGGCUGUCUAGGAGCCCUCUUUGAAAACACCUGCCUCUUGAAGCUUUUUACGGGAGGAAUCAUGGUGUUUGUGGUCCUGGAAACUCUGGGUGGCAUCGUUCUCUUUUCUCUGAGACACCAAAUCAAGACCUCCUUGCAAGAGUCCCUUACGGUGGCCGUGCUACGAUACCAGGAUGACCCAGAUCUCAAAUUCAUCAUGGAUGAAAUUCAGGUGGGCCUGCAGUGCUGUGGGGUGGAAUCCUACCUAGACUGGAAAACAAAUUUAUAUUUUAACUGUAGUUCUCCAGGCGUGCAAGCCUGCGGCGUCCCAUCUUCCUGCUGCCUGGAUCCGCUGGAAAACGGCACCAUCCCGAAUUCCCAGUGCGGCUUUGGCACCCUGGCCCUGGAGGAGUUUGUGGCUCAAAGCAUUGUGUAUCUCGGAGGCUGCGUUCCCCAGCUGAGCAGAUGGCUCAAUAAUCAUGCAGGAGCAAUUGGCUUGUAUUGUGUGCUUCUGAUUGUGAUUGAAGUAGGAAGCUUAUUACUGACCACUAAGCUCCUGGCAGGCAUUGCCCUUGCUAGGGCUCGGUAUUCCAGUGAGAGGGAGGAAACAUAUUUGCUCUCCUAUCAUCAGAGACAAAAGGGAUUUUUCUCAUGAUCUGCUGCAAACGUAAGAAUCCAGUUACAGGUAGGUAGCCGUGUUGGUCUGAGUCGAAACAAA
Messenger RNA from Zootoca vivipara (common lizard), 1283 nucleotides. It is a transcript of the gene TSPAN10, whose product is annotated as tetraspanin 10. Gene Ontology annotation, cellular component: plasma membrane. The record is from RefSeq and is a predicted model, not a curated record. Lineage: Eukaryota; Metazoa; Chordata; Lepidosauria; Squamata; Lacertidae.